UCUACGUAUCUACCUAUCUACCUAUCUAUCUAUCUAUCUAUCUAUCUAUCUAUCUAUCUAUCUAUCUAUCUAUCUAUCUAUCUAUCUAUCUAUCUAUCUAUCUAUCUAUCUAUCUACCUACCCAUCUACCUAUCUACCUACCCGCCUCGCGCCUGCUGCCCUCCCCCCCGGCCCGCCCCCGGGCCGGUGUACCAACUUCCGCUUCCCAUACCCUUCCCAAGGCCUUUUUUCUUCCCUCUCCUCGCCCCAAGCCCUCCCAGAUCCAAGCCGGGCUUUUUUUUUUUCCUUUUUCAUGCUAAUCAGGCGGGACUCGAACCCGACACCUCUUUGUUUUCCAGUUAAUUACCAAUUCAAUGCUUAUGCCAAUUGCGCUAUCCCGGCUCGGUUACAAAUUCAAUGGUUUUUUUGUAUGUUAUUCAUAUGCAAAUCAAAUUCUUGCCCCUCAUUGGCUGUUGAAAAUAAUGACAUCAUGAACCUUCGGCCCAGAGGUCCCUGAGGUUCCACAGGUCCCAGAACCAAAACAAACCAAAGUUUACCAAACAUAAUGGAAACUGUAGCCUUGUCGGCUUUGCAAAAAGCUUCUGUUCAUUGGAUUCUUGUAUCUUUCUGAACGCUCGUACAUUUAAAAAAAGCACUUAGCGCUUUCACGCUUUUCCGACGGGCAAUUUUGAUCUUCGCUGUACGUUUUGUAUGACAUUAAAAUACUUGAAAUGUCCGUCGGUGCGUUUGCUUUCAGUUGUGAUCACAAGAAACAGCUUCUGUACGGUUAAGAGUGAUCAACAUCAAUUUACAUUCUCGCUAUAUAUCCUACCACUGAACAGUAUCAAUCAUAAAAGGCUGAAAAUAGAGGAAACUGCUCAGCAGGGGAAAACAUUGUGAUUUCUAAUCAAAUUCUCCUCGUUAGCGCCAGAUGAACGGUAAAGGAAUGAGUAUGGAGAAUGUACAUGUUAAUCUCACGCCAUUUACAAGUGUUCCUGCAACAAGCAAAAUUGAUCUGAUAAAUGAAAAACGCGAAGGUUAUGUCACUUUUGAUGGAUUUGGAGCCAGCAAUAUGACCCUUCGAAAACAAGAAAAACUGCGUUCUUCUCUAACUAGGCAACUACAGUACCCUAGUCUGAAUCUUGUACCCUUAUAACUGCAAUAGGAAAUCUGCAAGUAGCACUGUAAAUCAUACUAAAAUGCUACCGAUGCGACCGAAAACUUGUAAUAGAAUCAUGAAAUCAGACUGAAAGAUCAAAACAAGGUAAUAUCCUGCGUGUCCUACGGCAGGUGAAAGACGUUUUUUCCAGAAUGAAAUGUACUUACAUCCUCUUACUUGAGACAUCACAAGAGUCCCAGGGACAUUUCCAGGAGAUCUCCAUCAGUUUCGAACUUGACCCAAAAGUCAUUUGACAAGAUGAACCAAACAAACAUUGUUUGGCCCGCCUAUUGACGUUUAGAAAUUCCAUCAGGUCGUGUUUCUUUCGCAGGCAAGGUUAAUUCAAGCUAUUUCCAAUCCAAUCUUAAAAUCAGGCUGUUAAAUGUCCCCAAGGCCCAUGACUAAUAAAGAAAAUUCUCCAACUUCAGAGCAAGAACCGUUUGGAACUUUAUGGUCUAUUUAUCCACUGCAUUAAAGAAAAGGAAAGUGCUAUAGUAGACUAACUCGCGAAGUUGAAUGUGGGAAAAAGCGUCCUGAGGGUCUCAAGGUGCGGAGAAGUUGAUCCCAAGUAAUAACAACAGUAUAAUCAUAAAUUUCGCUUGUUUCUUCGCACACGUCCUUUUUUCCCGUUUUUUUCUUACGCGAAUGCAUCCUUUUCUAAAAGUGCUUGUUUGGAGUCAAGAAUUUUAUAAAAGUAUGAAGAAAAAAAAUUAUGCUGAGCAGCAAAACCCUCCCCGGGUCUAGCCUGCGAGCAAGGUCUCUCACUGCCCCACCCCACCCAAUCGUCCCCCCAAUCCCGGCAGCAAGAGACCUUGCUCGCAGGCUAGACCCCCCCCUCCCUUCCCCUUCCCUUCCCUUCCCCAUCCCUCCCUCCCCUUCCCUUCCCUCCCUCCUCCCAUCCCUCCGCCCUCUACCUAUCUACCUACCCCCCUCUACGUAUCUACCUAUCUAUCUAUCUAUCUAUCUAUCUAUCUAUCUAUCUAUCUAUCUAUCUAUCUAUCUAUCUAUCUAUCUAUCUAUCUAUCUAUCUAUCUAUCUAUCUAUCUAUCUAUCUAUCUAUCUAUCUACCCAUCUACCUAUCUACCUACCCGCCUCGCGCCUGCUGCCCCCCCCGGCCCGCCCCCCGGGCCGGUGUACCAACUUCCGCUUCCCAUACCCUUCCCAAGGCCUUUUUUUCUUCCCUCUCCUCGCCCCAAGCCCUCCCAGAUCCAAGCCGGGCUUUUUUUUUUUUUUCCUUUUUCAUGCUAAUCAGGCGGGACUCGAACCCGACACCUCUUUGUUUUCCAGUUAAUUACCAAUUCAAUGCUUAUGCCAAUUGCGCUAUCCCGGCUCGGUUACAAAUUCAAUGUUUUUUUUGUAUGUUAUUCAUAUGCAAAUCAAAUUCUUGCCCCUCAUUGGCUGUUGAAAAUAAUGACAUCAUGAACCUUUGGCCCAGAGGUCCCUGAGGUUCCACAGGUCCAAGAACCAAAACAAACCAAAGUUUACCAAACAUAAUGGAAACUGUAGCCUUGUCGGCUUUGCAAAAAGCUUCUGUUCAUUGGAUUCUUGUAUCUUUCUGAACGCUCGUACAUUUAAAAAAAGCACUUAGCGCUUUCACGCUUUUCCGACGGGCAAUUUUGAUCUUCGCUGUACGUUUUGUAUGACAUUAAAAUACUUGAAAUGUCCGUCGGUGCGUUUGCUUUCAGUUGUGAUCACAAGAAACAGCUUCUGUACGGUUAAGAGUGAUCAACAUCAAUUUACAUUCUCGCUAUAUAUCCUAUCACUGAACAGUAUCAAUCAUAAAAGGCUGAAAAUAGAGGAAACUGCUCAGCAGGGGAAAACAUUGUGAUUUCUAAUCAAAUUCUCCUCGUUAGCGCCAGAUGAACGGUAAAGGAAUGAGUAUGGAGAAUGUACAUGUUAAUCUCACGCCAUUUACAAGUGUUCCUGCAACAAGCAAAAUUGAUCUGAUAAAUGAAAAACGCGAAGGUUAUGUCACUUUUGAUGGAUUUGGAGCCAGCAAUAUGACCCUUCGAAAACAAGAAAAACUGCGUUCUUCUCCAACUAGGCAACUACAGUACCCUAGUCUGAAUCUUGUACCCUUAUAACUGCAAUAGGAAAUCUGCAAGUAGCACUGUAAAUCAUACUAAAAUGCUACCGAUGCGACCGAAAACUUGUAAUAGAAUCAUGAAAUCAGACUGAAAGAUCAAAACAAGGUAAUAUCCUGCGUGUCCUACGGCAGGUGAAAGACGUUUUUUCCAGAAUGAAAUGUACUUACAUCCUCUUACUUGAGACAUCACAAGAGUCCCAGGGACAUUUCCAGGAGAUCUCCAUCAGUUUCAAACUUGACCCAAAAGUCAUUUGACAAGAUGGACCAAACAAACAUUGUUUGGCCGGCCUAUUGACGUUUAGAAAUUCCAUCAGGUCGUGUUUCUUUUCGCAGGCAAGGUUAAUUCAAGCUAUUUCCAAUCCAAUCUUAAAAUCAGGCUGUUAAAUGUCCCCAAGGCCCAUGACUAAUAAAGAAAAUUCUCCAACUUCAGAGGAAGAACCGUUUGGAACUUUAUGGUCUAUUUAUCCACUGCAUUAAAGAAAAGGAAAGUGCUAUAGUAGACUAACUCGCGAAGUUGAAUGUGGGAAAAAGCGUCCUGAGGGUCUCAAGGUGCGGAGAAGUUGAUCCCAAGUAAUACCAACAGUAUAAUCAUAAAUUUCGCUUGUUUCUUCGCACACGUCCUUUUUUUCCCGUCUUUUUUUUUCUUACGCGAAUGCAUCCUUUUCUAAAAGUGCUUGUUUGGAGUCAAGAAUUUCAUAAAAGUAUGAAGAAAAAAAAUUAUGCUGAGCAGCAAAACCCUCCCCGGGUCUAGCCUGCGAGCAAGGUCUCUCACUGCCCCACCCCACCCAAUCGUCCCCCCAAUCCCGGCAGCAAGAGACCUUGCUCGCAGGCUAGACCCCCUCCCCCCUUCCCUUCCCUUCCCUUCCCUCCCCCAUCCCCCCUCCCUCCCUCCCUCCUCCCUUCCCUCCCUCCCCCUCCUCCCAUCCCUCCGCCGUAUCUACCUAUCUACCCUAUCUAUCUAUAUCUAUCUAUCUAUCUAUCUAUCUAUCUAUCUAUCUAUCUAUCUAUCUAUAUAUCUAUCUAUCUAUCUAUCUAUCUAUCUAUCUAUCUAUCUACCCAUCUACCUAUCUACCUACCCGCCUCGCGCCUGCCCUGCCCCGCCCCCCCCCCCCCCCCCCGCCCCGGGCCGGUGUACCAACUUCCGCUUCCCAUACCCUUCCCAAGGCCUUUUUCUUCCCUCUCCUCGCCCCAAGCCCCCCCCAGAUCCAAGCCGGGCUUUUUUCUUUUUUUUCCUUUUUCAUGCUAAUCAGGCGGGACUCGAACCCGACACCUCUUUGUUUUCCAGUUAAUUACCAAUUCAAUGCUUAUGCCAAUUGCGCUAUCCCGGCUCGGUUACAAAUUCAAUGGUUUUUUUUGUAUGUUAUUCAUAUGCAAAUCAAAUUCUUGCCCCUCAUUGGCUGUUGAAAAUAAUGACAUCAUGAACCUUCGGCCCAGAGGUCCCUGAGGUUCCACAGGUCCAAGAACCAAAACAAACCAAAGUUUACCAAACAUAAUGGAAACUGUAGCCUUGUCGGCUUUGCAAAAAGCUUCUGUUCAUUGGAUUCUUGUAUCUUUCUGAACGCUCGUACAUUUAAAAAAGCACUUAGCGCUUUCACGCUUUUCCGACGGGCAAUUUUGAUCUUCGCUGUACGUUUUGUAUGACAUUAAAAUACUUGAAAUGUCCGUCGGUGCGUUUGCUUUCAGUUGUGAUCACAAGAAACAGCUUCUGUACGGUUAAGAGUGAUCAACAUCAAUUUACAUUCUCGCUAUAUAUCCUAUCACUGAACAGUAUCAAUCAUAAAAGGCUGAAAAUAGAGGAAACUGCUCAGCAGGGGAAAACAUUGUGAUUUCUAAUCAAAUUCUCCUCGUUAGCGCCAGAUGAACGGUAAAGGAAUGAGUAUGGAGAAUGUACAUGUUAAUCUCACGCCAUUUACAAGUGUUCCUGCAACAAGCAAAAUUGAUCUGAUCAAUGAAAAACGCGAAGGUUAUGUCACUUUUGAUGGAUUUGGAGCCAGCAAUAUGACCCUUCGAAAACAAGAAAAACUGCGUUCUUCUCCAACUAGGCAACUACAGUACCCUAGUCUGAAUCUUGUACCCUUAUAACUGCAAUAGGAAAUCUGCAAGUAGCACUGUAAAUCAUACUAAAAUGCUACCGAUGCGACCGAAAACUUGUAAUAGAAUCAUGAAAUCAGACUGAAAGAUCAAAACAAGGUAAUAUCCUGCGUGUCCUACGGCAGGUGAAAGACGUUUUUUCCAGAAUGAAAUGUACUUACAUCCUCUUACUUGAGACAUCACAAGAGUCCCAGGGACAUUUCCAGGAGAUCUCCAUCAGUUUCAAACUUGACCCAAAAGUCAUUUGACAAGAUGGACCAAACAAACAUUGUUUGGCCGGCCUAUUGACGUUUAGAAAUUCCAUCAGGUCGUGUUUCUUUCGCAGGCAAGGUUAAUUCAAGCUAUUUCCAAUCCAAUCUUAAAAUCAGGCUGUUAAAUGUCCCCAAGGCCCAUGACUAAUAAAGAAAAUUCUCCAACUUCAGAGGAAGAACCGUUUGGAACUUUAUGGUCUAUUUAUCCACUGCAUUAAAGAAAAGGAAAGUGCUAUAGUAGACUAACUCGCGAAGUUGAAUGUGGGAAAAAGCGUCCUGAGGGUCUCAAGGUGCGGAGAAGUUGAUCCCAAGUAAUACCAACAGUAUAAUCAUAAAUUUCGCUUGUUUCUUCGCACACGUCCUUUUUUCCCGUCUUUUUCUUACGCGAAUGCAUCCUUUUCUAAAAGUGCUUGUUUGGAGUCAAGAAUUUCAUAAAAGUAUGAAGAAAAAAAAUUAUGCUGAGCAGCAAAACCCUCCCCGGGUCUAGCCUGCGAGCAAGGUCUCUCACUGCCCCACCCCACCCAAUCGUCCCCCCAAUCCCGGCAGCAAGAGACCUUGCUCGCAGGCUAGACCCCCCUCCCUUCCCUUCCCUUCCCCCUCCCAUCCCUCCCCUUCCCUUCCCUUCCCUCCCUCCUCCCAUCCCUCCGCCCUCUACCUAUCUACCUACCCCCCUCUACGUAUCUAUCUAUCUAUCUAUCUAUCUAUCUAUCUAUCUAUCUAUCUAUCUAUCUAUCUAUCUAUCUAUUAUCUAUCUAUCUAUCUACCUACCCAUCUACCUAUCUACCUACCCGCCUCGCGCCGCCUGCCCCCCCCGGCCCCCCCCGGGCCGGUGUACCAACUUCCGCUUCCCAUACCCUUCCCAAGGCCUUUUUUUUUCCCUCUCCUCGCCCCAAGCCCUCCCAGAUCCAAGCCGGGCUUUUUUUUUUUUUUUUUUUUCUUUUUCAUGCUAAUCAGGCGGGACUCGAACCCGACACCUCUUUGUUUUCCAGUUAAUUACCAAUUCAAUGCUUAUGCCAAUUGCGCUAUCCCGGCUCGGUUACAAAUUCAAUGGUUUUUUUUGUAUGUUAUUCAUAUGCAAAUCAAAUUCUUGCCCCUCAUUGGCUGUUGAAAAUAAUGACAUCAUGAACCUUCGGCCCAGAGGUCCCUGAGGUUCCACAGGUCCAAGAACCAAAACAAACCAAAGUUUACCAAACAUAAUGGAAACUGUAGCCUUGUCGGCUUUGCAAAAAGCUUCUGUUCAUUGGAUUCUUGUAUCUUUCUGAACGCUCGUACAUUAAAAAAAGCACUUAGCGCUUUCACGCUUUUCCGACGGGCAAUUUUGAUCUUCGCUGUACGUUUUGUAUGACAUUAAAAUACUUGAAAUGUCCGUCGGUGCGUUUGCUUUCAGUUGUGAUCACAAGAAACAGCUUCUGUACGGUUAAGAGUGAUCAACAUCAAUUUACAUUCUCGCUAUAUAUCCUAUCACUGAACAGUAUCAAUCAUAAAAGGCUGAAAAUAGAGGAAACUGCUCAGCAGGCGAAAACAUUGUGAUUUCUAAUCAAAUUCUCCUCGUUAGCGCCAGAUGAACGGUAAAGGAGUGAGUAUGGAGAAUGUACAUGUUAAUCUCACGCCAUUUACAAGUGUUCCUGCAACAAGCAAAAUUGAUCUGAUAAAUGAAAAACGCGAAAGUUAUGUCACUUUUGAUGGAUUUGGAGCCAGCAAUAUGACCCUUCGAAAACAAGAAAAAACUGCGUUCUUCUCCAACUAGGCAACUACAGUACCCUAGUCUGAAUCUUGUACCCUUAUAACUGCAAUAGGAAAUCUGCAAGUAGCACUGUAAAUCAUACUAAAAUGCUACCGAUGCGACCGAAAACUUGUAAUAGAAUCAUGAAAUCAGACUGAAAGAUCAAAACAAGGUAAUAUCCUGCGUGUCCUACGGCAGGUGAAAGACGUUUUUUCCAGAAUGAAAUGUACUUACAUCCUCUUACUUGAGACAUCACAAGAGUCCCAGGGACAUUUCCAGGAGAUCUCCAUCAGUUUCAAACUUGACCCAAAAGUCAUUUGACAAGAUGGACCAAACAAACAUUGUUUGGCCGGCCUAUUGACGUUUAGAAAUUCCAUCAGGUCGUGUUUUGUUUCGCAGGCAAGGUUAAUUCAAGCUAUUUCCAAUCCAAUCUUAAAAUCAGGCUGUUAAAUGUCCCCAAGGCCCAUGACUAAUAAAGAAAAUUCUCCAACUUCAGAGGAAGAACCGUUUGGAACUUUAUGGUCUAUUUAUCCACUGCAUUAAAGAAAAGGAAAGUGCUAUAGUAGACUAACUCGCGAAGUUGAAUGUGGGAAAAAGCGUCCUGAGGGUCUCAAGGUGCGGAGAAGUUGAUCCCAAGUAAUACCAACAGUAUAAUCAUAAAUUUCGCUUGUUUCUUCGCACACGUCCUUUUUUCCCGUUUUUUCUUAUGAAUGCAUCCUUUUCUAAAAGUGCUUGUUUGGAGUCAAGAAUUUCAUAAAAGUAUGAAGAAAAAAAAAAUUAUGCUGAGCAGCAAAACCCUCCCUGGGUCUAGCCUGCGAGCAAGGUCUCUCACUGCCCCACCCCACCCAAUCGUCCCCCAAUCCCGGCAGCAAGAGACCUUGCUCGCAGGCUACCCCCCCCCCCUUCCCUUCCCUUCCCCCUCCCCUCCCCCCCCCUCCCUUCCCUCCCUCCCUCCUCCCCCUCCCAUCCCUCCGCCCCUCCCAUCCCUCCCCCUCUAUCCUAUCUAUCUAUCUAUCUAUCUAUCUAUCUAUCUAUCUAUCUAUCUAUCUAUCUAUCUAUCUAUCUAUCUAUCUAUCUAUCUAUCUAUCUAUCUAUUUAUCUAUCUAUCUAUCUACCUACCCAUCUACCUAUCUACCUACCCGCCUCGCGCCUGCUGCCCUCCCCCCCGGCCCGCCCCCGGGCCGGUGUACCAACUUCCGCUUCCCAUACCCUUCCCAAGGCCUUUUUUCUUCCCUCUCCUCGCCCCAAGCCCUCCCAGAUCCAAGCCGGGCUUUUUUCUAUUUUUUUCCUUUUUCAUGCUAAUCAGGCGGGACUCGAACCCGACACCUCUUUGUUUUCCAGUUAAUUACCAAUUCAAUGCUUAUGCCAAUUGCGCUAUCCCGGCUCGGUUACAAAUUCAAUGGUUUUUUUGUAUGUUAUUCAUAUGCAAAUCAAAUUCUUGCCCCUCAUUGGCUGUUGAAAAUAAUGACAUCAUGAACCUUCGGCCCAGAGGUCCCUGAGGUUCCACAGGUCCAAGAACCAAAACAAACCAAAGUUUACCAAACAUAAUGGAAACUGUAGCCUUGUCGGCUUUGCAAAAAGCUUCUGUUCAUUGGAUUCUUGUAUCUUUCUGAACGCUCGUACAUUUAAAAAAAGCACUUAGCGCUUUCACGCUUUUCCGACGGGCAAUUUUGAUCUUCGCUGUACGUUUUGUAUGACAUUAAAAUACUUGAAAUGUCCGUCGGUGCGUUUGCUUUCAGUUGUGAUCACAAGAAACAGCUUCUGUACGGUUAAGAGUGAUCAACAUCAAUUUACAUUCUCGCUAUAUAUCCUAUCACUGAACAGUAUCAAUCAUAAAAGGCUGAAAAUAGAGGAAACUGCUCAGCAGGCGAAAACAUUGUGAUUUCUAAUCAAAUUCUCCUCGUUAGCGCCAGAUGAACGGUAAAGGAGUGAGUAUGGAGAAUGUACAUGUUAAUCUCACGCCAUUUACAAGUGUUCCUGCAACAAGCAAAAUUGAUCUGAUAAAUGAAAAACGCGAAAGUUAUGUCACUUUUGAUGGAUUUGGAGCCAGCAAUAUGACCCUUCGAAAACAAGAAAAAACUGCGUUCUUCUCCAACUAGGCAACUACAGUACCCUAGUCUGAAUCUUGUACCCUUAUAACUGCAAUAGGAAAUCUGCAAGUAGCACUGUAAAUCAUACUAAAAUGCUACCGAUGCGACCGAAAACUUGUAAUAGAAUCAUGAAAUCAGACUGAAAGAUCAAAACAAGGUAAUAUCCUGCGUGUCCUACGGCAGGUGAAAGACGUUUUUUCCAGAAUGAAAUGUACUUACAUCCUCUUACUUGAGACAUCACAAGAGUCCCAGGGACAUUUCCAGGAGAUCUCCAUCAGUUUCAAACUUGACCCAAAAGUCAUUUGACAAGAUGGACCAAACAAACAUUGUUUGGCCGGCCUAUUGACGUUUAGAAAUUCCAUCAGGUCGUGUUUCUUUCGCAGGCAAGGUUAAUUCAAGCUAUUUCCAAUCCAAUCUUAAAAUCAGGCUGUUAAAUGUCCCCAAGGCCCAUGACUAAUAAAGAAAAUUCUCCAACUUCAGAGGAAGAACCGUUUGGAACUUUAUGGUCUAUUUAUCCACUGCAUUAAAGAAAAGGAAAGUGCUAUAGUAGACUAACUCGCGAAGUUGAAUGUGGGAAAAAAGCGUCCUGAGGGUCUCAAGGUGCGGAGAAGUUGAUCCCAAGUAAUACCAACAGUAUAAUCAUAAAUUUCGCUUGUUUCUUCGCACACGUCCUUUUUUCCCGUCUUUUUCUUACGCGAAUGCAUCCUUUUCUAAAAGUGCUUGUUUGGAGUCAAGAAUUUCAUAAAAGUAUGAAGAAAAAAAAUUAUGCUGAGCAGCAAAACCCUCCCCGGGUCUAGCCUGCGAGCAAGGUCUCUCACUGCCCCACCCCACCCAAUCGUCCCCCAAUCCCGGCAGCAAGAGACCUUGCUCGCAGGCUAGACCCCCCCUUCCCUUCCCCCCUCCCCUCCCAUCCCUCCCCUUCCCUUCCCUCCCUCCUCCCAUCCCUCCGCCCUCUACCUAUCUACCUACCCCCCUCUACGUAUCUAUCUAUCUAUCUAUCUAUCUAUCUAUCUAUCUAUCUAUCUAUCUAUCUAUCUAUCUAUCUAUCUAUCUAUCUAUUUAUCUAUCUAUCUAUCUACCUACCCAUCUACCUAUCUACCUACCCGCCUCGCGCCUGCUGCCCUCCCCCCCGGCCCGCCCCCGGGCCGGUGUACCAACUUCCGCUUCCCAUACCCUUCCCAAGGCCUUUUUUCUUCCCUCUCCUCGCCCCAAGCCCUCCCAGAUCCAAGCCGGGCUUUUUUCUAUUUUUUUCCUUUUUCAUGCUAAUCAGGCGGGACUCGAACCCGACACCUCUUUGUUUUCCAGUUAAUUACCAAUUCAAUGCUUAUGCCAAUUGCGCUAUCCCGGCUCGGUUACAAAUUCAAUGGUUUUUUUGUAUGUUAUUCAUAUGCAAAUCAAAUUCUUGCCCCUCAUUGGCUGUUGAAAAUAAUGACAUCAUGAACCUUCGGCCCAGAGGUCCCUGAGGUUCCACAGGUCCAAGAACCAAAACAAACCAAAGUUUACCAAACAUAAUGGAAACUGUAGCCUUGUCGGCUUUUGCAAAAAAGCUUCUGUUCAUUGGAUUCUUGUAUCUUUCUGAACGCUCGUACAUUUAAAAAAAGCACUUAGCGCUUUCACGCUUUUCCGACGGGCAAUUUUGAUCUUCGCUGUACGUUUUGUAUGACAUUAAAAUACUUGAAAUGUCCGUCGGUGCGUUUGCUUUCAGUUGUGAUCACAAGAAACAGCUUCUGUACGGUUAAGAGUGAUCAACAUCAAUUUACAUUCUCGCUAUAUAUCCUAUCACUGAACAGUAUCAAUCAUAAAAGGCUGAAAAUAGAGGAAACUGCUCAGCAGGCGAAAACAUUGUGAUUUCUAAUCAAAUUCUCCUCGUUAGCGCCAGAUGAACGGUAAAGGAGUGAGUAUGGAGAAUGUACAUGUUAAUCUCACGCCAUUUACAAGUGUUCCUGCAACAAGCAAAAUUGAUCUGAUAAAUGAAAAACGCGAAAGUUAUGUCACUUUUGAUGGAUUUGGAGCCAGCAAUAUGACCCUUCGAAAACAAGAAAAACUGCGUUCUUCUCCAACUAGGCAACUACAGUACCCUAGUCUGAAUCUUGUACCCUUAUAACUGCAAUAGGAAAUCUGCAAGUAGCACUGUAAAUCAUACUAAAAUGCUACCGAUGCGACCGAAAACUUGUAAUAGAAUCAUGAAAUCAGACUGAAAGAUCAAAACAAGGUAAUAUCCUGCGUGUCCUACGGCAGGUGAAAGACGUUUUUUUUUCCAGAAUGAAAUGUACUUACAUCCUCUUACUUGAGACAUCACAAGAGUCCCAGGGACAUUUCCAGGAGAUCUCCAUCAGUUUCAAACUUGACCCAAAAGUCAUUUGACAAGAUGGACCAAACAAACAUUGUUUGGCCGGCCUAUUGACGUUUAGAAAUUCCAUCAGGUCGUGUUUCUUUCGCAGGCAAGGUUAAUUCAAGCUAUUUCCAAUCCAAUCUUAAAAUCAGGCUGUUAAAUGUCCCCAAGGCCCAUGACUAAUAAAGAAAAUUCUCCAACUUCAGAGGAAGAACCGUUUGGAACUUUAUGGUCUAUUUAUCCACUGCAUUAAAGAAAAGGAAAGUGCUAUAGUAGACUAACUCGCGAAGUUGAAUGUGGGAAAAAGCGUCCUGAGGGUCUCAAGGUGCGGAGAAGUUGAUCCCAAGUAAUACCAACAGUAUAAUCAUAAAUUUCUUGCUUGUUUCUUCGCACACGUCCUUUUUUUCCCGUUUUUUUUUCGCAAUGAAUGCAUCCUUUUCUAAAAGUGCUUGUUUGGAGUCAAGAAUUUCAAAAAAGUAUGAAAAAAAAUUAUGCUGAGCAGCAAAACCCUCCCCGGGUCUAGCCUGCGAGCAAGGUCUCUCACUGCCCCACCCCACCCAAUCGCCCCCCCAAUCCCGGCAGCAAGCGACCUUGCUCGCAGGCUAGACCCCCCCCUUCCCUCCCCCUUCCCCCCUCCCAUCCCUCCCCUUCCCUUCCCUUCCCUCCCUCCUCCCAUCCCUCCGCCCUCUACCUAUCUACCUACCCCCCUCUACGUAUCUAUCUAUCUAUCUAUCUAUCUAUCUAUCUAUCUAUCUAUCUAUCUAUCUAUCUAUCUAUCUAUCUAUUUAUCUAUCUAUCUAUCUACCUACCCAUCUACCUAUCUACCUACCCGCCUCGCGCCUGCUGCCCUCCCCCCCGGCCCGCCCCCGGGCCGGUGUACCAACUUCCGCUUCCCAUACCCUUCCCAAGGCCUUUUUUCUUCCCUCUCCUCGCCCCAAGCCCUCCCAGAUCCAAGCCGGGCUUUUUUCUUUUUUUUUCCUUUUUCAUGCUAAUCAGGCGGGACUCGAACCCGACACCUCUUUGUUUUCCAGUUAAUUACCAAUUCAAUGCUUAUGCCAAUUGCGCUAUCCCGGCUCGGUUACAAAUUCAAUGGUUUUUUUGUAUGUUAUUCAUAUGCAAAUCAAAUUCUUGCCCCUCAUUGGCUGUUGAAAAUAAUGACAUCAUGAACCUUCGGCCCAGAGGUCCCUGAGGUUCCACAGGUCCAAGAACCAAAACAAACCAAAGUUUACCAAACAUAAUGGAAACUGUAGCCUUGUCGGCUUUGCAAAAAGCUUCUGUUCAUUGGAUUCUUGUAUCUUUCUGAACGCUCGUACAUUUAAAAAAAGCACUUAGCGCUUUCACGCUUUUCCGACGGGCAAUUUUGAUCUUCGCUGUACGUUUUGUAUGACAUUAAAAUACUUGAAAUGUCCGUCGGUGCGUUUGCUUUCAGUUGUGAUCACAAGAAACAGCUUCUGUACGGUUAAGAGUGAUCAACAUCAAUUUACAUUCUCGCUAUAUAUCCUAUCACUGAACAGUAUCAAUCAUAAAAGGCUGAAAAUAGAGGAAACUGCUCAGCAGGCGAAAACAUUGUGAUUUCUAAUCAAAUUCUCCUCGUUAGCGCCAGAUGAACGGUAAAGGAGUGAGUAUGGAGAAUGUACAUGUUAAUCUCACGCCAUUUACAAGUGUUCCUGCAACAAGCAAAAUUGAUCUGAUAAAUGAAAAACGCGAAAGUUAUGUCACUUUUGAUGGAUUUGGAGCCAGCAAUAUGACCCUUCGAAAACAAGAAAAACUGCGUUCUUCUCCAACUAGGCAACUACAGUACCCUAGUCUGAAUCUUGUACCCUUAUAACUGCAAUAGGAAAUCUGCAAGUAGCACUGUAAAUCAUACUAAAAUGCUACCGAUGCGACCGAAAACUUGUAAUAGAAUCAUGAAAUCAGACUGAAAGAUCAAAACAAGGUAAUAUCCUGCGUGUCCUACGGCAGGUGAAAGACGUUUUUUCCAGAAUGAAAUGUACUUACAUCCUCUUACUUGAGACAUCACAAGAGUCCCAGGGACAUUUCCAGGAGAUCUCCAUCAGUUUCAAACUUGACCCAAAAGUCAUUUGACAAGAUGGACCAAACAAACAUUGUUUGGCCGGCCUAUUGACGUUUAGAAAUUCCAUCAGGUCGUGUUUUUCUUUCGCAGGCAAGGUUAAUUCAAGCUAUUUCCAAUCCAAUCUUAAAAUCAGGCUGUUAAAUGUCCCCAAGGCCCAUGACUAAUAAAGAAAAUUCUCCAACUUCAGAGGAAGAACCGUUUGGAACUUUAUGGUCUAUUUAUCCACUGCAUUAAAGAAAAAAAGGAAAGUGCUAUAGUAGACUAACUCGCGAAGUUGAAUGUGGGAAAAAAGCGUCCUGAGGGUCUCAAGGUGCGGAGAAGUUGAUCCCAAGUAAUACCAACAGUAUAAUCAUAAAUUUCGCUUGUUUCUUCGCACACGUCCUUUUUUUCCCGUCUUUUUCUUACGCGAAUGCAUCCUUUUCUAAAAGUGCUUGUUUGGAGUCAAGAAUUUCAUAAAAGUAUGAAGAAAAAAAAUUAUGCUGAGCAGCAAAACCCUCCCCGGGUCUAGCCUGCGAGCAAGGUCUCUCACUGCCCCACCCCACCCAAUCGUCCCCCAAUCCCGGCAGCAAGAGACCCUUGCUCGCAGGCCCCCCCCUCCCUUCCCUUCCCUUCCCCCCCCAUCCCUCCCCUUCCCCCUUCCCUUCCCUCCCUCCUCCCAUCCCUCCGCCCUCUACCUAUCUACCUACCCCCUCUAUCUAUCUAUCUAUCUAUCUAUCUAUCUAUCUAUCUAUCUAUCUAUCUAUCUAUCUAUCUAUCUAUCUAUCUAUCUAUCUAUCUAUCUACCUACCCAUCUACCUAUCUACCUACCCGCCUGCCGCCUGCCUCCCUCCCCCCCGGCCCGCCCCCGGGCCGGUGUACCAACUUCCGCUUCCCAUACCCUUCCCAAGGCCUUUUUUCUUCCCUCUCCUCGCCCCAAGCCCUCCCAGAUCCAAGCCGGGCUUUUUUCUUUUUUUUUCCUUUUUCAUGCUAAUCAGGCGGGACUCGAACCCGACACCUCUUUGUUUUCCAGUUAAUUACCAAUUCAAUGCUUAUGCCAAUUGCGCUAUCCCGGCUCGGUUACAAAUUCAAUGGUUUUUUUGUAUGUUAUUCAUAUGCAAAUCAAAUUCUUGCCCCUCAUUGGCUGUUGAAAAUAAUGACAUCAUGAACCUUCGGCCCAGAGGUCCCUGAGGUUCCACAGGUCCCAGAACCAAAACAAACCAAAGUUUACCAAACAUAAUGGAAACUGUAGCCUUGUCGGCUUUGCAAAAAGCUUCUGUUCAUUGGAUUCUUGUAUCUUUCUGAACGCUCGUACAUUUAAAAAAAGCACUUAGCGCUUUCACGCUUUUCCGACGGGCAAUUUUGAUCUUCGCUGUACGUUUUGUAUGACAUUAAAAUACUUGAAAUGUCCGUCGGUGCGUUUGCUUUCAGUUGUGAUCACAAGAAACAGCUUCUGUACGGUUAAGAGUGAUCAACAUCAAUUUACAUUCUCGCUAUAUAUCCUAUCACUGAACAGUAUCAAUCAUAAAAGGCUGAAAAUAGAGGAAACUGCUCAGCAGGCGAAAACAUUGUGAUUUCUAAUCAAAUUCUCCUCGUUAGCGCCAGAUGAACGGUAAAGGAGUGAGUAUGGAGAAUGUACAUGUUAAUCUCACGCCAUUUACAAGUGUUCCUGCAACAAGCAAAAUUGAUCUGAUAAAUGAAAAACGCGAAAGUUAUGUCACUUUUGAUGGAUUUGGAGCCAGCAAUAUGACCCUUCGAAAACAAGAAAAACUGCGUUCUUCUCCAACUAGGCAACUACAGUACCCUAGUCUGAAUCUUGUACCCUUAUAACUGCAAUAGGAAAUCUGCAAGUAGCACUGUAAAUCAUACUAAAAUGCUACCGAUGCGACCGAAAACUUGUAAUAGAAUCAUGAAAUCAGACUGAAAGAUCAAAACAAGGUAAUAUCCUGCGUGUCCUACGGCAGGUGAAAGACGUUUUUUCCAGAAUGAAAUGUACUUACAUCCUCUUACUUGAGACAUCACAAGAGUCCCAGGGACAUUUCCAGGAGAUCUCCAUCAGUUUCAAACUUGACCCAAAAGUCAUUUGACAAGAUGGACCAAACAAACAUUGUUUGGCCGGCCUAUUGACGUUUAGAAAUUCCAUCAGGUCGUGUUUCUUUCGCAGGCAAGGUUAAUUCAAGCUAUUUCCAAUCCAAUCUUAAAAUCAGGCUGUUAAAUGUCCCCAAGGCCCAUGACUAAUAAAGAAAAUUCUCCAACUUCAGAGGAAGAACCGUUUGGAACUUCAUGGUCUAUUUAUCCACUGCAUUAAAAAAAAGGAAAGUGCUAUAGUAGACUAACUCGCGAAGUUGAAUGUGGGAAAAAGCGUCCUGAGGGUCUCAAGGUGCGGAGAAGUUGAUCCCAAGUAAUAACAACAGUAUAAUCAUAAAUUUCGCUUGUUUCUUCGCACACGUCUUUUUUUUUCCCGUCUUUUUUUCUUACGCGAAUGCAUCCUUUUCUAAAAGUGCUUGUUUGGAGUCAAGAAUUUCAUAAAAGUAUGAAGAAAAAAAAAAUUAUGCUGAGCAGCAAAACCCUCCCCGGGUCUAGCCUGCGAGCAAGGUCUCUCACUGCCCCACCCCACCCAAUCGUCCCCCAAUCCCGGCAGCAAGAGACCUUGCUCGCAGGCUAGACCCUCCCUUCCCUUCCCCUUCCCUUCCCCUCCCUCCCUCCCUUCCCUUCCCUCCUCCGCCCCCUCCCCUCCCAUCCCUCCGCCCCCUACCUAUCUACCCCCCCCCCCUCUAUCUAUCUAUCUAUCUAUCUAUCUAUCUAUCUAUCUAUCUAUCUAUCUAUCUAUCUAUCUAUCUAUCUUUAUCUAUCUAUCUAUCUACCUACCCAUCUACCUAUCUACCUACCCGCCUCGCGCCUGCUGCCCUCCCCCCCGGCCCGCCCCCGGGCCGGUGUACCAACUUCCGCUUCCCAUACCCUUCCCAAGGCCUUUUUUCUUCCCUCUCCUCGCCCCAAGCCCUCCCAGAUCCAAGCCGGGCUUUUUUCUAUUUUUUUCCUUUUUCAUGCUAAUCAGGCGGGACUCGAACCCGACACCUCUUUGUUUUCCAGUUAAUUACCAAUUCAAUGCUUAUGCCAAUUGCGCUAUCCCGGCUCGGUUACAAAUUCAAUGGUUUUUUUGUAUGUUAUUCAUAUGCAAAUCAAAUUCUUGCCCCUCAUUGGCUGUUGAAAAUAAUGACAUCAUGAACCUUCGGCCCAGAGGUCCCUGAGGUUCCACAGGUCCAAGAACCAAAACAAACCAAAGUUUACCAAACAUAAUGGAAACUGUAGCCUUGUCGGCUUUGCAAAAAGCUUCUGUUCAUUGGAUUCUUGUAUCUUUCUGAACGCUCGUACAUUUAAAAAAAGCACUUAGCGCUUUCACGCUUUUCCGACGGGCAAUUUUGAUCUUCGCUGUACGUUUUGUAUGACAUUAAAAUACUUGAAAUGUCCGUCGGUGCGUUUGCUUUCAGUUGUGAUCACAAGAAACAGCUUCUGUACGGUUAAGAGUGAUCAACAUCAAUUUACAUUCUCGCUAUAUAUCCUAUCACUGAACAGUAUCAAUCAUAAAAGGCUGAAAAUAGAGGAAACUGCUCAGCAGGCGAAAACAUUGUGAUUUCUAAUCAAAUUCUCCUCGUUAGCGCCAGAUGAACGGUAAAGGAGUGAGUAUGGAGAAUGUACAUGUUAAUCUCACGCCAUUUACAAGUGUUCCUGCAACAAGCAAAAUUGAUCUGAUAAAUGAAAAACGCGAAAGUUAUGUCACUUUUGAUGGAUUUGGAGCCAGCAAUAUGACCCUUCGAAAACAAGAAAAACUGCGUUCUUCUCCAACUAGGCAACUACAGUACCCUAGUCUGAAUCUUGUACCCUUAUAACUGCAAUAGGAAAUCUGCAAGUAGCACUGUAAAUCAUACUAAAAUGCUACCGAUGCGACCGAAAACUUGUAAUAGAAUCAUGAAAUCAGACUGAAAGAUCAAAACAAGGUAAUAUCCUGCGUGUCCUACGGCAGGUGAAAGACGUUUUUUCCAGAAUGAAAUGUACUUACAUCCUCUUACUUGAGACAUCACAAGAGUCCCAGGGACAUUUCAGGAGAUCUCCAUCAGUUUCAAACUUGACCCAAAAGUCAUUUGACAAGAUGGACCAAACAAACAUUGUUUGGCCGGCCUAUUGACGUUUAGAAAUUCCAUCAGGUCGUGUUUCUUUCGCAGGCAAGGUUAAUUCAAGCUAUUUCCAAUCCAAUCUUAAAAUCAGGCUGUUAAAUGUCCCCAAGGCCCAUGACUAAUAAAGAAAAUUCUCCAACUUCAGAGGAAGAACCGUUUGGAACUUUAUGGUCUAUUUAUCCACUGCAUUAAAGAAAAGGAAAGUGCUAUAGUAGACUAACUCGCGAAGUUGAAUGUGGGAAAAAGCGUCCUGAGGGUCUCAAGGUGCGGAGAAGUUGAUCCCAAGUAAUACCAACAGUAUAAUCAUAAAUUUCGCUUGUUUCUUCGCACACGUCCUUUUUUCCCGUCUUUUUCUUACGCGAAUGCAUCCUUUUCUAAAAGUGCUUGUUUGGAGUCAAGAAUUUCAUAAAAAAAGUAUGAAAAAAAAAAUUAUGCUGAGCAGCAAAACCCUCCCCGGGUCUAGCCUGCGAGCAAGGUCUCUCACUGCCCCACCCCACCCAAUCGUCCCCCAAUCCCGGCAGCAAGAGACCUUGCUCGCAGGCUAGACCCCCCCUCCCUUCCCCCCUCCCAUCCCCCUCCCUUCCCUUCCCUUCCCUUCCCUCCCUCCUCCCAUCCCUCCGCCCUCUACCUAUCUACCUACCCCCCUCUACGUAUCUACCUAUCUAUCUAUCUAUCUAUCUAUCUAUCUAUCUAUCUAUCUAUCUAUCUAUCUAUUUAUCUAUCUAUCUAUCUACCUACCCAUCUACCUAUCUACCUACCCGCCUCGCGCCUGCUGCCCUCCCCCCCGGCCCGCCCCCGGGCCGGUGUACCAACUUCCGCUUCCCAUACCCUUCCCAAGGCCUUUUUUCUUCCCUCUCCUCGCCCCAAGCCCUCCCAGAUCCAAGCCGGGCUUUUUUCUAUUUUUUUCCUUUUUCAUGCUAAUCAGGCGGGACUCGAACCCGACACCUCUUUGUUUUCCAGUUAAUUACCAAUUCAAUGCUUAUGCCAAUUGCGCUAUCCCGGCUCGGUUACAAAUUCAAUGGUUUUUUUGUAUGUUAUUCAUAUGCAAAUCAAAUUCUUGCCCCUCAUUGGCUGUUGAAAAUAAUGACAUCAUGAACCUUCGGCCCAGAGGUCCCUGAGGUUCCACAGGUCCAAGAACCAAAACAAACCAAAGUUUACCAAACAUAAUGGAAACUGUAGCCUUGUCGGCUUUGCAAAAAAAGCUUCUGUUCAUUGGAUUCUUGUAUCUUUCUGAACGCUCGUACAUUUAAAAAAAGCACUUAGCGCUUUCACGCUUUUCCGACGGGCAAUUUUGAUCUUCGCUGUACGUUUUGUAUGACAUUAAAAUACUUGAAAUGUCCGUCGGUGCGUUUGCUUUCAGUUGUGAUCACAAGAAACAGCUUCUGUACGGUUAAGAGUGAUCAACAUCAAUUUACAUUCUCGCUAUAUAUCCUAUCACUGAACAGUAUCAAUCAUAAAAGGCUGAAAAUAGAGGAAACUGCUCAGCAGGCGAAAACAUUGUGAUUUCUAAUCAAAUUCUCCUCGUUAGCGCCAGAUGAACGGUAAAGGAGUGAGUAUGGAGAAUGUACAUGUUAAUCUCACGCCAUUUACAAGUGUUCCUGCAACAAGCAAAAUUGAUCUGAUAAAUGAAAAACGCGAAAGUUAUGUCACUUUUGAUGGAUUUGGAGCCAGCAAUAUGACCCUUCGAAAACAAGAAAAACUGCGUUCUUCUCCAACUAGGCAACUACAGUACCCUAGUCUGAAUCUUGUACCCUUAUAACUGCAAUAGGAAAUCUGCAAGUAGCACUGUAAAUCAUACUAAAAUGCUACCGAUGCGACCGAAAACUUGUAAUAGAAUCAUGAAAUCAGACUGAAAGAUCAAAACAAGGUAAUAUCCUGCGUGUCCUACGGCAGGUGAAAGACGUUUUUCCAGAAUGAAAUGUACUUACAUCCUCUUACUUGAGACAUCACAAGAGUCCCAGGGACAUUUCAGGAGAUCUCCAUCAGUUUCAAACUUGACCCAAAAGUCAUUUGACAAGAUGGACCAAACAAACAUUGUUUGGCCGGCCUAUUGACGUUUAGAAAUUCCAUCAGGUCGUGUUUCUUUCGCAGGCAAGGUUAAUUCAAGCUAUUUCCAAUCCAAUCUUAAAAUCAGGCUGUUAAAUGUCCCCAAGGCCCAUGACUAAUAAAGAAAAUUCUCCAACUUCAGAGGAAGAACCGUUUGGAACUUUAUGGUCUAUUUAUCCACUGCAUUAAAGAAAAGGAAAGUGCUAUAGUAGACUAACUCGCGAAGUUGAAUGUGGGAAAAAAGCGUCCUGAGGGUCUCAAGGUGCGGAGAAGUUGAUCCCAAGUAAUACCAACAGUAUAAUCAUAAAUUUCGCUUGUUUCUUCGCACACGUCCUUUUUCCCGUCUUUUUCUUACGCGAAUGCAUCCUUUUCUAAAAGUGCUUGUUUGGAGUCAAGAAUUUCAUAUAUAAAGUAUGAAGAAAAAAAAAAAUUAUGCUGAGCAGCAAAACCCUCCCCGGGUCUAGCCUGCGAGCAAGGUCUCUCACUGCCCCACCCCACCCAAUCGUCCCCCAAUCCCGGCAGCAAGAGACCUUGCUCGCAGGCUAGACCCCCCCCUUCCCUUCCCUUCCCCCCCUCCCAUCCCUCCCUUCCCUUCCCUUCCCUCCCUCCUCCCAUCCCUCCGCCCCUACCUACCUACCUACCCCCCCUAUCUAUCUAUCUAUCUAUCUAUCUAUCUAUCUAUCUAUCUAUCUAUCUAUCUAUCUAUCUAUCUAUCUAUCUAUCUAUCUAUCUACCUACCCAUCUACCUAUCUACCUACCCGCCUCGCGCCUGCCUCCCCCCCGGCCCGCCCCCGGGCCGGUGUACCAACUUCCGCUUCCCAUACCCUUCCCAAGGCUUUUUUUUCUUCCCUCUCCUCGCCCCAAGCCCUCCCAGAUCCAAGCCGGGCUUUUUUCUUUUUUUUUUCCUUUUUCAUGCUAAUCAGGCGGGACUCGAACCCGACACCUCUUUGUUUUCCAGUUAAUUACCAAUUCAAUGCUUAUGCCAAUUGCGCUAUCCCGGCUCGGUUACAAAUUCAAUGGUUUUUUUUGUAUGUUAUUCAUAUGCAAAUCAAAUUCUUGCCCCUCAUUGGCUGUUGAAAAUAAUGACAUCAUGAACCUUCGGCCCAGAGGUCCCUGAGGUUCCACAGGUCCAAGAACCAAAACAAACCAAAGUUUACCAAACAUAAUGGAAACUGUAGCCUUGUCGGCUUUGCAAAAAGCUUCUGUUCAUUGGAUUCUUGUAUCUUUCUGAACGCUCGUACAUUUAAAAAAGCACUUAGCGCUUUCACGCUUUUCCGACGGGCAAUUUUGAUCUUCGCUGUACGUUUUGUAUGACAUUAAAAUACUUGAAAUGUCCGUCGGUGCGUUUGCUUUCAGUUGUGAUCACAAGAAACAGCUUCUGUACGGUUAAGAGUGAUCAACAUCAAUUUACAUUCUCGCUAUAUAUCCUAUCACUGAACAGUAUCAAUCAUAAAAGGCUGAAAAUAGAGGAAACUGCUCAGCAGGCGAAAACAUUGUGAUUUCUAAUCAAAUUCUCCUCGUUAGCGCCAGAUGAACGGUAAAGGGUGAGUAUGGAGAAUGUACAUGUUAAUCUCACGCCAUUUACAAGUGUUCCUGCAACAAGCAAAAUUGAUCUGAUAAAUGAAAAACGCGAAAGUUAUGUCACUUUUGAUGGAUUUGGAGCCAGCAAUAUGACCCUUCGAAAACAAGAAAAACUGCGUUCUUCUCCAACUAGGCAACUACAGUACCCUAGUCUGAAUCUUGUACCCUUAUAACUGCAAUAGGAAAUCUGCAAGUAGCACUGUAAAUCAUACUAAAAUGCUACCGAUGCGACCGAAAACUUGUAAUAGAAUCAUGAAAUCAGACUGAAAGAUCAAAACAAGGUAAUAUCCUGCGUGUCCUACGGCAGGUGAAAGACGUUUUUCAGAAUGAAAUGUACUUACAUCCUCUUACUUGAGACAUCACAAGAGUCCCAGGGACAUUUCAGGAGAUCUCCAUCAGUUUCAAACUUGACCCAAAAGUCAUUUGACAAGAUGGACCAAACAAACAUUGUUUGGCCGGCCUAUUGACGUUUAGAAAUUCCAUCAGGUCGUGUUUCUUUCGCAGGCAAGGUUAAUUCAAGCUAUUUCCAAUCCAAUCUUAAAAUCAGGCUGUUAAAUGUCCCCAAGGCCCAUGACUAAUAAAGAAAAUUCUCCAACUUCAGAGGAAGAACCGUUUGGAACUUUAUGGUCUAUUUAUCCACUGCAUUAAAGAAAAGGAAAGUGCUAUAGUAGACUAACUCGCGAAGUUGAAUGUGGGAAAAAAGCGUCCUGAGGGUCUCAAGGUGCGGAGAAGUUGAUCCCAAGUAAUACCAACAGUAUAAUCAUAAAUUUCGCUUGUUUCUUCGCACACGUCCUUUUUUUCCCGUCUUUUUCUUACGCGAAUGCAUCCUUUUCUAAAAGUGCUUGUUUGGAGUCAAGAAUUUCAUAAAAGUAUGAAGAAAAAAAAAAAUUAUGCUGAGCAGCAAAACCCUCCCCGGGUCUAGCCUGCGAGCAAGGUCUCUCACUGCCCCACCCCACCCAAUCGUCCCCCAAUCCCGGCAGCAAGAGACCUUGCUCGCAGGCUAGACCCCCUCCCUUCCUUCCCUUCCCCCCCCUCCCAUCCCUCCCUUCCCUUCCCUUCCUUCCUCCCUCCUCCCAUCCCUCCGCCCUCUACCUAUCUACCUACCCCCCUCUACGUAUCUAUCUAUCUAUCUAUCUAUCUAUCUAUCUAUCUAUCUAUCUAUCUAUCUAUCUAUCUAUCUAUCUAUCUAUCUAUCUAUCUACCUACCCAUCUACCUAUCUACCUACCCGCCUCGCGCCUGCCCUCCCCAGCCCGCCCCCGGGCCGGUGUACCAACUUCCGCUUCCCAUACCCUUCCCAAGGCCUUUUUCUUCCCCUCUCCUCGCCCCAAGCCCUCCCAGAUCCAAGCCGGGCUUUUUCUUUUUUUCCUUUUUCAUGCUAAUCAGGCGGGACUCGAACCCGACACCUCUUUGUUUUCCAGUUAAUUACCAAUUCAAUGCUUAUGCCAAUUGCGCUAUCCCGGCUCGGUUACAAAUUCAAUGGUUUUUUUGUAUGUUAUUCAUAUGCAAAUCAAAUUCUUGCCCCUCAUUGGCUGUUGAAAAUAAUGACAUCAUGAACCUUCGGCCCAGAGGUCCCUGAGGUUCCACAGGUCCAAGAACCAAAACAAACCAAAGUUUACCAAACAUAAUGGAAACUGUAGCCUUGUCGGCUUUGCAAAAAGCUUCUGUUCAUUGGAUUCUUGUAUCUUUCUGAACGCUCGUACAUUUAAAAAAAGCACUUAGCGCUUUCACGCUUUUCCGACGGGCAAUUUUGAUCUUCGCUGUACGUUUUGUAUGACAUUAAAAUACUUGAAAUGUCCGUCGGUGCGUUUGCUUUCAGUUGUGAUCACAAGAAACAGCUUCUGUACGGUUAAGAGUGAUCAACAUCAAUUUACAUUCUCGCUAUAUAUCCUAUCACUGAACAGUAUCAAUCAUAAAAGGCUGAAAAUAGAGGAAACUGCUCAGCAGGCGAAAACAUUGUGAUUUCUAAUCAAAUUCUCCUCGUUAGCGCCAGAUGAACGGUAAAGGGUGAGUAUGGAGAAUGUACAUGUUAAUCUCACGCCAUUUACAAGUGUUCCUGCAACAAGCAAAAUUGAUCUGAUAAAUGAAAAACGCGAAAGUUAUGUCACUUUUGAUGGAUUUGGAGCCAGCAAUAUGACCCUUCGAAAACAAGAAAAACUGCGUUCUUCUCCAACUAGGCAACUACAGUACCCUAGUCUGAAUCUUGUACCCUUAUAACUGCAAUAGGAAAUCUGCAAGUAGCACUGUAAAUCAUACUAAAAUGCUACCGAUGCGACCGAAAACUUGUAAUAGAAUCAUGAAAUCAGACUGAAAGAUCAAAACAAGGUAAUAUCCUGCGUGUCCUACGGCAGGUGAAAGACGUUUUUCAGAAUGAAAUGUACUUACAUCCUCUUACUUGAGACAUCACAAGAGUCCCAGGGACAUUUCAGGAGAUCUCCAUCAGUUUCAAACUUGACCCAAAAGUCAUUUGACAAGAUGGACCAAACAAACAUUGUUUGGCCGGCCUAUUGACGUUUAGAAAUUCCAUCAGGUCGUGUUUCUUUCGCAGGCAAGGUUAAUUCAAGCUAUUUCCAAUCCAAUCUUAAAAUCAGGCUGUUAAAUGUCCCCAAGGCCCAUGACUAAUAAAGAAAAUUCUCCAACUUCAGAGGAAGAACCGUUUGGAACUUUAUGGUCUAUUUAUCCACUGCAUUAAAGAAAAGGAAAGUGCUAUAGUAGACUAACUCGCGAAGUUGAAUGUGGGAAAAAAGCGUCCUGAGGGUCUCAAGGUGCGGAGAAGUUGAUCCCAAGUAAUACCAACAGUAUAAUCAUAAAUUUCGCUUGUUUCUUCGCACACGUCCUUUUUCCCGUUUUUUUCUUACGCGAAUGCAUCCUUUUCUAAAAGUGCUUGUUUGGAGUCAAGAAUUUCAUAAAAGUAUGAAGAAAAAAAAAAAAAAAUUAUGCUGAGCAGCAAAACCCUCCCCGGGUCUAGCCUGCGAGCAAGGUCUCUCACUGCCCCACCCCACCCAAUCGUCCCCCCAAUCCCGGCAGCAAGAGACCUUGCUCGCAGGCUAGACCCCCCCUCCCUUCCCUUCCCUUCCCCUCCCAUCCCUCCUUCCCUUCCCUUCCCUCCCUCCUCCCAUCCCUCCGCCCUCUACCUAUCUACCCCCCCCCCGUAUCUAUCUAUCUAUCUAUCUAUCUAUCUAUCUAUCUAUCUAUCUAUCUAUCUAUCUAUCUAUCUAUCUAUCUAUCUAUCUACCUAUCUACCUAUCUACCUAUCUACCUACCCGCCCGCGCGCCUGCCCUCCCCCCCCCGCCCCCGGGCCGGUGUACCAACUUUCCGCUUCCCAUACCCUUCCCAAGGCUUUUUUUUUCCCCUCUCCUCGCCCCAAGCCCUCCCAGAUCCAAGCCGGGCUUUUUUUCUUUUUUCCUUUUUCAUGCUAAUCAGGCGGGACUCGAACCCGACACCUCUUUGUUUUCCAGUUAAUUACCAAUUCAAUGCUUAUGCCAAUUGCGCUAUCCCGGCUCGGUUACAAAUUCAAUGGUUUUUUUGUAUGUUAUUCAUAUGCAAAUCAAAUUCUUGCCCCUCAUUGGCUGUUGAAAAUAAUGACAUCAUGAACCUUCGGCCCAGAGGUCCCUGAGGUUCCACAGGUCCAAGAACCAAAACAAACCAAAGUUUACCAAACAUAAUGGAAACUGUAGCCUUGUCGGCUUUGCAAAAAGCUUCUGUUCAUUGGAUUCUUGUAUCUUUCUGAACGCUCGUACAUUUAAAAAAAGCACUUAGCGCUUUCACGCUUUUCCGACGGGCAAUUUUGAUCUUCGCUGUACGUUUUGUAUGACAUUAAAAUACUUGAAAUGUCCGUCGGUGCGUUUGCUUUCAGUUGUGAUCACAAGAAACAGCUUCUGUACGGUUAAGAGUGAUCAACAUCAAUUUACAUUCUCGCUAUAUAUCCUAUCACUGAACAGUAUCAAUCAUAAAAGGCUGAAAAUAGAGGAAACUGCUCAGCAGGCGAAAACAUUGUGAUUUCUAAUCAAAUUCUCCUCGUUAGCGCCAGAUGAACGGUAAAGGGUGAGUAUGGAGAAUGUACAUGUUAAUCUCACGCCAUUUACAAGUGUUCCUGCAACAAGCAAAAUUGAUCUGAUAAAUGAAAAACGCGAAAGUUAUGUCACUUUUGAUGGAUUUGGAGCCAGCAAUAUGACCCUUCGAAAACAAGAAAAACUGCGUUCUUCUCCAACUAGGCAACUACAGUACCCUAGUCUGAAUCUUGUACCCUUAUAACUGCAAUAGGAAAUCUGCAAGUAGCACUGUAAAUCAUACUAAAAUGCUACCGAUGCGACCGAAAACUUGUAAUAGAAUCAUGAAAUCAGACUGAAAGAUCAAAACAAGGUAAUAUCCUGCGUGUCCUACGGCAGGUGAAAGACGUUUUUCAGAAUGAAAUGUACUUACAUCCUCUUACUUGAGACAUCACAAGAGUCCCAGGGACAUUUCAGGAGAUCUCCAUCAGUUUCAAACUUGACCCAAAAGUCAUUUGACAAGAUGGACCAAACAAACAUUGUUUGGCCGGCCUAUUGACGUUUAGAAAUUCCAUCAGGUCGUGUUUCUUUCGCAGGCAAGGUUAAUUCAAGCUAUUUCAAUCCAAUCUUAAAAUCAGGCUGUUAAAUGUCCCCAAGGCCCAUGACUAAUAAAGAAAAUUCUCCAACUUCAGAGGAAGAACCGUUUGGAACUUUAUGGUCUAUUUAUCCACUGCAUUAAAGAAAAGGAAAGUGCUAUAGUAGACUAACUCGCGAAGUUGAAUGUGGGAAAAAAGCGUCCUGAGGGUCUCAAGGUGCGGAGAAGUUGAUCCCAAGUAAUACCAACAGUAUAAUCAUAAAUUUUCGCUUGUUUCUUCGCACACGUCCUUUUUCCCGUCUUUUUCUUACGCGAAUGCAUCCUUUUCUAAAAGUGCUUGUUUGGAGUCAAGAAUUUCAUAAAAGUAUGAAAAAAAAAAAUUAUGCUGAGCAGCAAAACCCUCCCGGGUCUAGCCUGCGAGCAAGGUCUCUCACUGCCCCACCCCACCCAAUCGUCCCCCAAUCCCGGCAGCAAGAGACCUUGCUCGCAGGCUAGACCCCCUCCCUUCCUUCCCUUCCUUCCCCUCCCAUCCCUCCCCUUCCCUCCCUUCCCUCCCCCUCCUCCCAUCCCUCCGCCCUCUACCUAUCUACCUACCCCCCCCCUAUCUAUCUAUCUAUCUAUCUAUCUAUCUAUCUAUCUAUCUAUCUAUCUAUCUAUCUAUCUAUCUAUCUAUCUAUCUAUUUAUCUAUCUAUCUAUCUACCUACCCAUCUACCUAUCUACCUACCCGCCUCGCGCCUGCUGCCCUCCCCCCCCCCCCCCCGGGCGGUGUACCCCUCUUCCGCUUCCCAUACCCUUCCCAAGGCCUUUUUCUUCCCUCUCCUCGCCCCAAGCCCUCCCAGAUCCAAGCCGGGCUUUUUCUAUUUUUUCCUUUUUCAUGCUAAUCAGGCGGGACUCGAACCCGACACCUCUUUGUUUUCAGUUAAUUACCAAUUCAAUGCUUAUGCCAAUUGCGCUAUCCCGGCUCGGUUACAAAUUCAAUGGUUUUUUUUUUUUGUAUGUUAUUCAUAUGCAAAUCAAAUUCUUGCCCCUCAUUGGCUGUUGAAAAUAAUGACAUCAUGAACCUUCGGCCCAGAGGUCCCUGAGGUUCCACAGGUCCAAGAACCAAAACAAACCAAAGUUUACCAAACAUAAUGGAAACUGUAGCCUUGUCGGCUUUGCAAAAAGCUUCUGUUCAUUGGAUUCUUGUAUCUUUCUGAACGCUCGUACAUUUAAAAAAGCACUUAGCGCUUUCACGCUUUUCCGACGGGCAAUUUUGAUCUUCGCUGUACGUUUUGUAUGACAUUAAAAUACUUGAAAUGUCCGUCGGUGCGUUUGCUUUCAGUUGUGAUCACAAGAAACAGCUUCUGUACGGUUAAGAGUGAUCAACAUCAAUUUACAUUCUCGCUAUAUAUCCUAUCACUGAACAGUAUCAAUCAUAAAAGGCUGAAAAUAGAGGAAACUGCUCAGCAGGCGAAAACAUUGUGAUUUCUAAUCAAAUUCUCCUCGUUAGCGCCAGAUGAACGGUAAAGGGUGAGUAUGGAGAAUGUACAUGUUAAUCUCACGCCAUUUACAAGUGUUCCUGCAACAAGCAAAAUUGAUCUGAUAAAUGAAAAACGCGAAAGUUAUGUCACUUUUGAUGGAUUUGGAGCCAGCAAUAUGACCCUUCGAAAACAAGAAAAACUGCGUUCUUCUCCAACUAGGCAACUACAGUACCCUAGUCUGAAUCUUGUACCCUUAUAACUGCAAUAGGAAAUCUGCAAGUAGCACUGUAAAUCAUACUAAAAUGCUACCGAUGCGACCGAAAACUUGUAAUAGAAUCAUGAAAUCAGACUGAAAGAUCAAAACAAGGUAAUAUCCUGCGUGUCCUACGGCAGGUGAAAGACGUUUUUUCAGAAUGAAAUGUACUUACAUCCUCUUACUUGAGACAUCACAAGAGUCCCAGGGACAUUUCAGGAGAUCUCCAUCAGUUUCAAACUUGACCCAAAAGUCAUUUGACAAGAUGGACCAAACAAACAUUGUUUGGCCGGCCUAUUGACGUUUAGAAAUUCCAUCAGGUCGUGUUUCUUUCGCAGGCAAGGUUAAUUCAAGCUAUUUCCAAUCCAAUCUUAAAAUCAGGCUGUUAAAUGUCCCCAAGGCCCAUGACUAAUAAAGAAAAUUCUCCAACUUCAGAGGAAGAACCGUUUGGAACUUUAUGGUCUAUUUAUCCACUGCAUUAAAGAAAAGGAAAGUGCUAUAGUAGACUAACUCGCGAAGUUGAAUGUGGGAAAAAAGCGUCCUGAGGGUCUCAAGGUGUGCGGAGAAGUUGAUCCCAAGUAAUACCAACAGUAUAAUCAUAAAUUUCGCUUGUUUCUUCGCACACGUCCUUUUUUCCCGUCUUUUUCUUACGCGAAUGCAUCCUUUUCUAAAAGUGCUUGUUUGGAGUCAAGAAUUUCAUAAAAGUAUGAAGAAAAAAAAUUAUGCUGAGCAGCAAAACCCUCCCCGGGUCUAGCCUGCGAGCAAGGUCUCUCACUGCCCCACCCCACCCAAUCGUCCCCCCAAUCCCGGCAGCAAGAGACCUUGCUCGCAGGCUAGACCCCCCUCCCUUCCCUUCCCUUCCCCCUCCCAUCCCUCCCCUUCCCUUCCCUUCCCUCCCUCCUCCCAUCCCUCCGCCCUCUACCUAUCUACCUACCCCCCUCUACGUAUCUAUCUAUCUAUCUAUCUAUCUAUCUAUCUAUCUAUCUAUCUAUCUAUCUAUCUAUUUAUCUAUCUAUCUAUUAUCUAUCUAUCUAUCUACCUACCCAUCUACCUAUCUACCUACCCGCCUCGCGCCUGCUGCCCUCCCCCCCGGCCCGCCCCGGGCCGGUGUACCAACUUCCGCUUCCCAUACCCUUCCCAAGGCCUUUUUCUUCCCUCUCCUCGCCCCAAGCCCUCCCAGAUCCAAGCCGGGCUUUUUCUAUUUUUUCCUUUUUCAUGCUAAUCAGGCGGGACUCGAACCCGACACCUCUUUGUUUUUCAGUUAAUUACCAAUUCAAUGCUUAUGCCAAUUGCGCUAUCCCGGCUCGGUUACAAAUUCAAUGGUUUUUUUGUAUGUUAUUCAUAUGCAAAUCAAAUUCUUGCCCCUCAUUGGCUGUUGAAAAUAAUGACAUCAUGAACCUUCGGCCCAGAGGUCCCUGAGGUUCCACAGGUCCAGAACCAAAACAAACCAAAGUUUACCAAACAUAAUGGAAACUGUAGCCUUGUCGGCUUUGCAAAAAGCUUCUGUUCAUUGGAUUCUUGUAUCUUUCUGAACGCUCGUACAUUAAAAAAAGCACUUAGCGCUUUCACGCUUUUCCGACGGGCAAUUUUGAUCUUCGCUGUACGUUUUGUAUGACAUUAAAAUACUUGAAAUGUCCGUCGGUGCGUUUGCUUUCAGUUGUGAUCACAAGAAACAGCUUCUGUACGGUUAAGAGUGAUCAACAUCAAUUUACAUUCUCGCUAUAUAUCCUAUCACUGAACAGUAUCAAUCAUAAAAGGCUGAAAAAAAGGAAACUGCUCAGCAGGCGAAAACAUUGUGAUUUCUAAUCAAAUUCUCCUCGUUAGCGCCAGAUGAACGGUAAAGGGUGAGUAUGGAGAAUGUACAUGUUAAUCUCACGCCAUUUACAAGUGUUCCUGCAACAAGCAAAAUUGAUCUGAUAAAUGAAAAACGCGAAAGUUAUGUCACUUUUGAUGGAUUUGGAGCCAGCAAUAUGACCCUUCGAAAACAAGAAAAACUGCGUUCUUCUCCAACUAGGCAACUACAGUACCCUAGUCUGAAUCUUGUACCCUUAUAACUGCAAUAGGAAAUCUGCAAGUAGCACUGUAAAUCAUACUAAAAUGCUACCGAUGCGACCGAAAACUUGUAAUAGAAUCAUGAAAUCAGACUGAAAGAUCAAAACAAGGUAAUAUCCUGCGUGUCCUACGGCAGGUGAAAGACGUUUUUUCAGAAUGAAAUGUACUUACAUCCUCUUACUUGAGACAUCACAAGAGUCCCAGGGACAUUUCAGGAGAUCUCCAUCAGUUUCAAACUUGACCCAAAAGUCAUUUGACAAGAUGGACCAAACAAACAUUGUUUGGCCGGCCUAUUGACGUUUAGAAAUUCCAUCAGGUCGUGUUUCUUUCGCAGGCAAGGUUAAUUCAAGCUAUUUCCAAUCCAAUCUUAAAAUCAGGCUGUUAAAUGUCCCCAAGGCCCAUGACUAAUAAAGAAAAUUCUCCAACUUCAGAGGAAGAACCGUUUGGAACUUUAUGGUCUAUUUAUCCACUGCAUUAAAGAAAAGGAAAGUGCUAUAGUAGACUAACUCGCGAAGUUGAAUGUGGGAAAAAGCGUCCUGAGGGUCUCAAGGUGCGGAGAAGUUGAUCCCAAGUAAUACCAACAGUAUAAUCAUAAAUUUCGCUUGUUUCUUCGCACACGUCCUUUUUUCCCGUCUUUUUCUUACGCGAAUGCAUCCUUUUCUAAAAGUGCUUGUUUGGAGUCAAGAAUUUCAUAAAAGUAUGAAGAAAAAAAAUUAUGCUGAGCAGCAAAACCCUCCCCGGGUCUAGCCUGCGAGCAAGGUCUCUCACUGCCCCACCCCACCCAAUCGUCCCCCCAAUCCCGGCAGCAAGAGACCUUGCUCGCAGGCUAGACCCCCCUCCCUUCCCUUCCCUUCCCCCUCCCAUCCCUCCCCUUCCCUUCCCUUCCCUCCCUCCUCCCAUCCCUCCGCCCUCUACCUAUCUACCUACCCCCCUCUACGUAUCUAUCUAUCUAUCUAUCUAUCUAUCUAUCUAUCUAUUUAUCUAUCUAUCUAUCUACCUACCCAUCUACCUAUCUACCUACCCGCCUCGCGCCUGCUGCCCUCCCCCCCGGCCCGCCCCCGGGCCGGUGUACCAACUUCCGCUUCCCAUACCCUUCCCAAGGCCUUUUUUCUUCCCUCUCCUCGCCCCAAGCCCUCCCAGAUCCAAGCCGGGCUUUUUUCUAUUUUUUUCCUUUUUCAUGCUAAUCAGGCGGGACUCGAACCCGACACCUCUUUGUUUUCCAGUUAAUUACCAAUUCAAUGCUUAUGCCAAUUGCGCUAUCCCGGCUCGGUUACAAAUUCAAUGGUUUUUUUGUAUGUUAUUCAUAUGCAAAUCAAAUUCUUGCCCCUCAUUGGCUGUUGAAAAUAAUGACAUCAUGAACCUUCGGCCCAGAGGUCCCUGAGGUUCCACAGGUCCAAGAACCAAAACAAACCAAAGUUUACCAAACAUAAUGGAAACUGUAGCCUUGUCGGCUUUGCAAAAAGCUUCUGUUCAUUGGAUUCUUGUAUCUUUCUGAACGCUCGUACAUUUAAAAAAAGCACUUAGCGCUUUCACGCUUUUCCGACGGGCAAUUUUGAUCUUCGCUGUACGUUUUGUAUGACAUUAAAAUACUUGAAAUGUCCGUCGGUGCGUUUGCUUUCAGUUGUGAUCACAAGAAACAGCUUCUGUACGGUUAAGAGUGAUCAACAUCAAUUUACAUUCUCGCUAUAUAUCCUAUCACUGAACAGUAUCAAUCAUAAAAGGCUGAAAAUAGAGGAAACUGCUCAGCAGGCGAAAACAUUGUGAUUUCUAAUCAAAUUCUCCUCGUUAGCGCCAGAUGAACGGUAAAGGGUGAGUAUGGAGAAUGUACAUGUUAAUCUCACGCCAUUUACAAGUGUUCCUGCAACAAGCAAAAUUGAUCUGAUAAAUGAAAAACGCGAAAGUUAUGUCACUUUUGAUGGAUUUGGAGCCAGCAAUAUGACCCUUCGAAAACAAGAAAAACUGCGUUCUUCUCCAACUAGGCAACUACAGUACCCUAGUCUGAAUCUUGUACCCUUAUAACUGCAAUAGGAAAUCUGCAAGUAGCACUGUAAAUCAUACUAAAAUGCUACCGAUGCGACCGAAAACUUGUAAUAGAAUCAUGAAAUCAGACUGAAAGAUCAAAACAAGGUAAUAUCCUGCGUGUCCUACGGCAGGUGAAAGACGUUUUUUCAGAAUGAAAUGUACUUACAUCCUCUUACUUGAGACAUCACAAGAGUCCCAGGGACAUUUCAGGAGAUCUCCAUCAGUUUCAAACUUGACCCAAAAGUCAUUUGACAAGAUGGACCAAACAAACAUUGUUUGGCCGGCCUAUUGACGUUUAGAAAUUCCAUCAGGUCGUGUUUCUUUCGCAGGCAAGGUUAAUUCAAGCUAUUUCCAAUCCAAUCUUAAAAUCAGGCUGUUAAAUGUCCCCAAGGCCCAUGACUAAUAAAGAAAAUUCUCCAACUUCAGAGGAAGAACCGUUUGGAACUUUAUGGUCUAUUUAUCCACUGCAUUAAAGAAAAGGAAAGUGCUAUAGUAGACUAACUCGCGAAGUUGAAUGUGGGAAAAAAGCGUCCUGAGGGUCUCAAGGUGCGGAGAAGUUGAUCCCAAGUAAUACCAACAGUAUAAUCAUAAAUUUCGCUUGUUUCUUCGCACACGUCCUUUUUCCCCCGUUUUUUCUUACGCGAAUGCAUCCUUUUCUAAAAGUGCUUGUUUGGAGUCAAGAAUUUCAUAAAAGUAUGAAAAAAAAAAAAUUAUGCUGAGCAGCAAAACCCUCCCCGGGUCUAGCCUGCGAGCAAGGUCUCUCACUGCCCCACCCCACCCAAUCGUCCCCCAAUCCCGGCAGCAAGAGACCUUGCUCGCAGGCUAGACCCCCUCCCUUCCCUUCCCCUCCCCUCCCAUCCCUCCCCUUCCCUUCCCUUCCCUCCCUCCUCCCAUCCCUCCGCCCUCUACCUAUCUACCUACCCCCUCUAUCUAUCUAUCUAUCUAUCUAUCUAUCUAUCUAUCUAUCUAUCUUUCUAUCUAUCUAUCUAUCUAUCUAUCUAUUUAUCUAUCUAUCUAUCUACCUACCCAUCUACCUAUCUACCUACCCGCCUCGCGCCUGCUGCCCUCCCCGGCCCGCCCCGGGCCGGGUACCAACUUCCGCUUCCCAUACCCUUCCCAAGGCCUUUUUUUCUUCCCUCUCCUCGCCCCAAGCCCUCCCAGAUCCAAGCCGGGCUUUUUCUAUUUUUUUCCUUUUUCAUGCUAAUCAGGCGGGACUCGAACCCGACACCUCUUUGUUUUCCAGUUAAUUACCAAUUCAAUGCUUAUGCCAAUUGCGCUAUCCCGGCUCGGUUACAAAUUCAAUGGUUUUUUUUUGUAUGUUAUUCAUAUGCAAAUCAAAUUCUUGCCCCUCAUUGGCUGUUGAAAAUAAUGACAUCAUGAACCUUCGGCCCAGAGGUCCCUGAGGUUCCACAGGUCCAAGAACCAAAACAAACCAAAGUUUACCAAACAUAAUGGAAACUGUAGCCUUGUCGGCUUUGCAAAAAGCUUCUGUUCAUUGGAUUCUUGUAUCUUUCUGAACGCUCGUACAUUUAAAAAAGCACUUAGCGCUUUCACGCUUUUCCGACGGGCAAUUUUGAUCUUCGCUGUACGUUUUGUAUGACAUUAAAAUACUUGAAAUGUCCGUCGGUGCGUUUGCUUUCAGUUGUGAUCACAAGAAACAGCUUCUGUACGGUUAAGAGUGAUCAACAUCAAUUUACAUUCUCGCUAUAUAUCCUAUCACUGAACAGUAUCAAUCAUAAAAGGCUGAAAAUAGAGGAAACUGCUCAGCAGGCGAAAACAUUGUGAUUUCUAAUCAAAUUCUCCUCGUUAGCGCCAGAUGAACGGUAAAGGAGUGAGUAUGGAGAAUGUACAUGUUAAUCUCACGCCAUUUACAAGUGUUCCUGCAACAAGCAAAAUUGAUCUGAUAAAUGAAAAACGCGAAAGUUAUGUCACUUUUGAUGGAUUUGGAGCCAGCAAUAUGACCCUUCGAAAACAAGAAAAACUGCGUUCUUCUCCAACUAGGCAACUACAGUACCCUAGUCUGAAUCUUGUACCCUUAUAACUGCAAUAGGAAAUCUGCAAGUAGCACUGUAAAUCAUACUAAAAUGCUACCGAUGCGACCGAAAACUUGUAAUAGAAUCAUGAAAUCAGACUGAAAGAUCAAAACAAGGUAAUAUCCUGCGUGUCCUACGGCAGGUGAAAGACGUUUUUUCCAGAAUGAAAUGUACUUACAUCCUCUUACUUGAGACAUCACAAGAGUCCCAGGGACAUUUUCAGGAGAUCUCCAUCAGUUUCAAACUUGACCCAAAAGUCAUUUGACAAGAUGGACCAAACAAACAUUGUUUGGCCGGCCUAUUGACGUUUAGAAAUUCCAUCAGGUCGUGUUUCUUUCGCAGGCAAGGUUAAUUCAAGCUAUUUCCAAUCCAAUCUUAAAAUCAGGCUGUUAAAUGUCCCCAAGGCCCAUGACUAAUAAAGAAAAUUCUCCAACUUCAGAGGAAGAACCGUUUGGAACUUUAUGGUCUAUUUAUCCACUGCAUUAAAGAAAAGGAAAGUGCUAUAGUAGACUAACUCGCGAAGUUGAAUGUGGGAAAAAGCGUCCUGAGGGUCUCAAGGUGCGGAGAAGUUGAUCCCAAGUAAUACCAACAGUAUAAUCAUAAAUUUCGCUUGUUUCUUCGCACACGUCCUUUUUUCCCGUCUUUUUCUUACGCGAAUGCAUCCUUUUCUAAAAGUGCUUGUUUGGAGUCAAGAAUUUCAUAAAAGUAUGAAGAAAAAAAAUUAUGCUGAGCAGCAAAACCCUCCCCGGGUCUAGCCUGCGAGCAAGGUCUCUCACUGCCCCACCCCACCCAAUCGUCCCCCCAAUCCCGGCAGCAAGAGACCUUGCUCGCAGGCUAGACCCUUCCCUUCCCUUCCCUUCCCCUCCCUUCCAUCCCUCCCCUUCCCUUCCCUUCCCUCCCUCCUCCCAUCCCUCCGCCCUCUACCUAUCUACCUACCCCCCUAUCUAUCUAUCUAUCUGUAUCUAUCUAUCUAUCUAUCUAUCUAUCUAUCUAUCUAUCUAUCUAUCUAUUUAUCUAUCUAUCUAUCUACCUACCCAUCUACCUAUCUACCUACCCGCCUCGCGCCUGCUGCCCUCCCCCCCGGCCCGCCCCCGGGCCGGUGUACCAACUUCCGCUUCCCAUACCCUUCCCAAGGCCUUUUUUCUUCCCUCUCCUCGCCCCAAGCCCUCCCAGAUCCAAGCCGGGCUUUUUUCUAUUUUUUUCCUUUUUCAUGCUAAUCAGGCGGGACUCGAACCCGACACCUCUUUGUUUUCCAGUUAAUUACCAAUUCAAUGCUUAUGCCAAUUGCGCUAUCCCGGCUCGGUUACAAAUUCAAUGGUUUUUUUGUAUGUUAUUCAUAUGCAAAUCAAAUUCUUGCCCCUCAUUGGCUGUUGAAAAUAAUGACAUCAUGAACCUUCGGCCCAGAGGUCCCUGAGGUUCCACAGGUCCAAGAACCAAAACAAACCAAAGUUUACCAAACAUAAUGGAAACUGUAGCCUUGUCGGCUUUGCAAAAAGCUUCUGUUCAUUGGAUUCUUGUAUCUUUCUGAACGCUCGUACAUUUAAAAAGCACUUAGCGCUUUCACGCUUUUCCGACGGGCAAUUUUGAUCUUCGCUGUACGUUUUGUAUGACAUUAAAAUACUUGAAAUGUCCGUCGGUGCGUUUGCUUUCAGUUGUGAUCACAAGAAACAGCUUCUGUACGGUUAAGAGUGAUCAACAUCAAUUUACAUUCUCGCUAUAUAUCCUAUCACUGAACAGUAUCAAUCAUAAAAGGCUGAAAAUAGAGGAAACUGCUCAGCAGGCGAAAACAUUGUGAUUUCUAAUCAAAUUCUCCUCGUUAGCGCCAGAUGAACGGUAAAGGAGUGAGUAUGGAGAAUGUACAUGUUAAUCUCACGCCAUUUACAAGUGUUCCUGCAACAAGCAAAAUUGAUCUGAUAAAUGAAAAACGCGAAAGUUAUGUCACUUUUGAUGGAUUUGGAGCCAGCAAUAUGACCCUUCGAAAACAAGAAAAAACUGCGUUCUUCUCCAACUAGGCAACUACAGUACCCUAGUCUGAAUCUUGUACCCUUAUAACUGCAAUAGGAAAUCUGCAAGUAGCACUGUAAAUCAUACUAAAAUGCUACCGAUGCGACCGAAAACUUGUAAUAGAAUCAUGAAAUCAGACUGAAAGAUCAAAACAAGGUAAUAUCCUGCGUGUCCUACGGCAGGUGAAAGACGUUUUUCCAGAAUGAAAUGUACUUACAUCCUCUUACUUGAGACAUCACAAGAGUCCCAGGGACAUUUCCAGGAGAUCUCCAUCAGUUUCAAACUUGACCCAAAAGUCAUUUGACAAGAUGGACCAAACAAACAUUGUUUGGCCGGCCUAUUGACGUUUAGAAAUUCCAUCAGGUCGUGUUUCUUUCGCAGGCAAGGUUAAUUCAAGCUAUUUCCAAUCCAAUCUUAAAAUCAGGCUGUUAAAUGUCCCCAAGGCCCAUGACUAAUAAAGAAAAUUCUCCAACUUCAGAGGAAGAACCGUUUGGAACUUUAUGGUCUAUUUAUCCACUGCAUUAAAGAAAAGGAAAGUGCUAUAGUAGACUAACUCGCGAAGUUGAAUGUGGGAAAAAGCGUCCUGAGGGUCUCAAGGUGCGGAGAAGUUGAUCCCAAGUAAUACCAACAGUAUAAUCAUAAAUUUCGCUUGUUUCUUCGCACACGUCCUUUUUUCCCGUCUUUUUCUUACGCGAAUGCAUCCUUUUCUAAAAGUGCUUGUUUGGAGUCAAGAAUUUCAUAAAAGUAUGAAGAAAAAAAAUUAUGCUGAGCAGCAAAACCCUCCCCGGGUCUAGCCUGCGAGCAAGGUCUCUCACUGCCCCACCCCACCCAAUCGUCCCCCCAAUCCCGGCAGCAAGAGACCUUGCUCGCAGGCUAGACCCUUCCCUUCCCCCUCCCAUCCCUCCCCUUCCCUUCCCUUCCCUCCCUCCUCCCAUCCCUCCGCCCUCUACCUAUCUACCUACCCCCCUCUACGUAUCUAUCUAUCUAUCUAUCUAUCUAUCUAUCUAUCUAUCUAUCUAUCUAUCUAUCUAUUUAUCUAUCUAUCUAUCUACCUACCCAUCUACCUAUCUACCUA
Porites lobata is the source of this 37043-nucleotide messenger RNA. The record is from the annotation of a GenBank genome assembly. Lineage: Eukaryota; Metazoa; Cnidaria; Anthozoa; Scleractinia; Poritidae.